AAAAUACCCACAAAAUCGGAUAAAACGCAAAGACGUGACGCGUGUUCUGCGACCACUGGAAGCUAUAACAAGAGAGGCUUCUGCCUAACAUUAUGUCACUAUUUCAAAAGUUGUGCCUAUGGUGAGUUGUGCAAUUGACCAAUACAAUCAAUCGAGGAUUACUUCAAGCAUUGCCGGCAAUUUGAAGAAAAAUAUUACUCUGGAAAUGGAGAAGCGUUUUGGCCAGUUGGAAUACAAUGUUGCUAGACCCUCGUUUCAAAAAGUUGCAUUUUAAGAAACCCGACGCAUGUGCAAAAGCGAUUUAAAAAAUUAGAAAAUUAAUUUCAGAAUAUAAAUCUGCA
Acanthoscelides obtectus is the source of this 341-nucleotide messenger RNA. NCBI's taxonomy places the organism in Eukaryota, Metazoa, Arthropoda, Insecta, Coleoptera, Chrysomelidae. The record is from the annotation of a GenBank genome assembly.